Molecule: messenger RNA, 819 nt
Organism: Diplodia corticola
Lineage: Eukaryota; Fungi; Ascomycota; Dothideomycetes; Botryosphaeriales; Botryosphaeriaceae
Exons: 1
Coding region: 1-819 (272 amino acids)
Source: RefSeq, a predicted model, not a curated record
AUGGACAGAGGAACUUGCUCAGCGCUGUCGUCCUACGUGCGGUCCCGCCACAGCGGAUUCCCAGAAGGCUGGAAUGUGCCCUGUGGCACGAACCAGUCGUGCACCGCCUGCGUCAUCACCGCCAAGAAGGUCAAGCUCUACCACUGGCCCCUGCCAACCACCGUCGAGUGCGUCGCAACAACCAAGCCGAGUCCCAGCCCCAGCCUCAACCACCGGGCCGCCGCCGCCGCCGCCGCCGCCCCCGCAUCAGCCGCCCCAGCCAGCAGCACUCACAGUCCCAUCUCCGCCCUCUCCGUCCUCUCCGACGGCAUCACCUUCACCUCGCCGACCCUCUACAUCUCCUUCUACGACAUCAAAGCCACAGACCCAGCCAACGGCCUCACCUGCGGUGGCGGUCCCCCACCCACCGGCGCCGCCGCCAUCGCGUCGUUCGCACCCGCCGACGUGCGCAGCGUCCGCUACGGCGCCCAACGCGGCGCGUAUCCCUUCCGCGUCGACGACCUCGCGCACACGACCGCCACGGGCCGCGUCGGGGGCGCGGUCUUCUCCAUCGCCCUCGUCCCGCCCGCCGCGUACGCCGGCCAGUACAGCUGCAACCCUGGCAGUCGGUGCGCGGUGAUCCGCGACGACUAUCGGCCCACGGUCGUGGUUCCGAGUGACGAUGGCCAGUUGAUGACGAUGGGUGGGGGGUGGGGGCGGUGUGAUGCGUUUGAUGCGGGGUAUGGCUUGCAGGUGGUGGCGGUGGAGGAGAUUGGGAAAGGUGGUGGUGGCUCGGGGUUGGUGGUGCCGAGACGGACGGUGGCGGUGCCGACGGCGUGA